Molecule: messenger RNA, 1449 nt
Organism: Trichoderma reesei QM6a
Lineage: Eukaryota; Fungi; Ascomycota; Sordariomycetes; Hypocreales; Hypocreaceae
Exons: 3
Coding region: 1-1449 (482 amino acids)
Biological process (GO): regulation of DNA-templated transcription
Molecular function (GO): DNA-binding transcription factor activity, RNA polymerase II-specific; zinc ion binding
Source: RefSeq, a predicted model, not a curated record
AUGUUCUCUGCUACUGUCUCACCGUCUCUCUCCGUUUCUCACACACUUUAUGCAGGCGACUUGCUUAUGCGCCAUCGGAGGCGCUGCCGGGGUCUGGCCAAAGGUGGGACUCGUCGGAAAGCCUGCGAUGCAUGUGUUCGGGCCAAGUCCAAGUGCUGCUACACCCAUCCUACCUGCUCUCGCUGUAUCAAAAGGGGAACAAAGUGCCUUUACAGCGCACAACCAGCUGUCCAAGCUUGGGCUUGCGCCGAGCACUUGAAGGAACCCUCAGGCGUCCAAAUCCAGGGCCUUCAAGCCCAUUCCUCCGGGGGUAGCCAAUCCCCUAUUCAUGACCUUCCGACCUGGAAUUUUCCGCUCUCGCCGUAUCCUUUGGAUACCUUGGACUUCAACACGGCAGAUUUUACAAACGUGUCUCCCAUCUCGCAUCUCGAGUCUGUAAUUGAGAGAUCGUAUGUACCGCCCACAACUCACGAUGACCCAUCAUCUUCGUCCACUGGACAAUCCUCGGGCGGCGGAACGAGGUCCCCCUCCAGCCCUCCGAUAUCGUCGACACCUCUCAUUCUCACUCGUGUCCUAGGCGACUACGCUUCGUCACUGAUCAAAGGCUCUUGUCUCGCUCCAUUUCUACACUUGCCAAAGGUCAAAAGCGUUGAACCCGACUUGGCGUCUUUCCCUUUCACCUCAAUGGCCAUUUGCAGCAGUACCAGCAUGAAUCUCUCGACCGACAAGCGGUUUUUCCGGCGGGCCAUAGAAGCAGCGCGCCAUGGGCUGAUUCUGAAUUUUCCAUCGUACGAAUGUAUGCAGCAGUGGGAUGCGAUACACGCCCUCUUGAUAUACGAGACCUUGGAGCUGAAAGAAGGCAUUGGCGUUGAGUCUGAGGGAUGGAGACUCGCCAUGCCAGUCAAGAAUCUAGAAAUGAGCUUUCUAUUGAAGAUGACAAGAAGCUACAUCGAGCCAUACGUACAGAUUCGCAGCUGUGACAUGGAUGCUUUCCGCGAUCGCAACUCGUCACCGUGUUCGCCGCAAACAACGACAUGGGGUCGGUGGAGGACCACCGAAACAACACGCAGAACAGUCUUCAUUGUCAACAUGAUCAACUUUCUCAACAAUUAUAAUCCUACGACAAGAAGCACCUCGCCUUAUUACGAACCGCUGAACGACGACCUCAUUCUCAACAUGCCGUUGCCCUGUAGCCAGACCGUGUGGCUAGCAUAUGAAGAGGAGAGUUGCCGACUUGCCAUGAAGAAUCAGCCUUUGUUCAAUCAUUCAACACCGGAAUUCGAUCAACCCACAAUGGAAGCACUGUCGAGAGAGACUUGCUUGAGCACUAUCCUCUCUAAAUACAGCAAGGAGAGCAUUCAAGCUGCGAUUGGCUCACAUGUUGGAGUGGGCGACUCAGACAGUUUGAGACGCCUGAUCAUACUCUGCGCUACUGAGCAGUUUCUCUAA